Molecule: messenger RNA, 1536 nt
Organism: Elephantulus edwardii (Cape elephant shrew)
Lineage: Eukaryota; Metazoa; Chordata; Mammalia; Macroscelidea; Macroscelididae
Product: keratin, type I cytoskeletal 24-like
Exons: 8
Coding region: 1-1536 (511 amino acids)
Molecular function (GO): structural molecule activity
Source: RefSeq, a predicted model, not a curated record
AUGUCUUGUUCAACUCGCAUCUCCUCCUCCAGAACUGGGGGCAGUUCCAUCAAGGGAUCUGGUGGUGGGAGUAGCUUCAGCAGCGGAAGCCGAUGUGGUCUGGGGGGGACCUCCUCCCGGGGCUUCCAAGGGGGAUCCAGCAGCUGUGGCCUGAGUGGGGGGUCUGGUGGUGGCUUCGGAGGAAGCUUUGGAGGGGGCUUUGGUAGCUGUUCUGUAGGAGGAGGUUUUGGAGGAGUCUCAGGGGCUGGCUAUAGUGGGGGUUCUGGAUUUGGGGGUGGUUCUGGAUUCGGUGGUGGUUCUGGGUUUGGCAGCGGUGCUAGUGGAGGCUUCUACACCUAUGGUGGAGGCAUGGGUGGUGGUGGGAUGGGAGGUGGUUUUGGAGAUGGGGGGCUUUUCUCUGGAAGUGAAAAGCAGACCAUGCAGAACCUCAAUGACCGCCUGGCCAACUACUUAGACAAGGUCAGAGCCCUGGAGGAAGCCAACGCUGACCUGGAGAGCAAAAUCAAAGAGUGGUAUGACAAAUUUGGCCCUGGGUCUAAAGAUGAUGGAUCUGGGAGGGACUACAGCAGAUACUACCCAAUCAUUGAUGAUCUGAGGAAUCAGAUUGUUACUGCCACGAUUGAAAAUGCUGGCAUCGUUUUGCAAAUUGACAAUGCCAGAUUGGCUGCUGAUGACUUCAGACUGAAGUACGAGAAUGAGCUGUAUCUCAGGCAGAGUGUGGAAGCUGACAUCAAUGGUCUGAGGAAGGUCCUGGAUGACCUGACCAUGACACGCUCUGACUUGGAGAUGCAAAUCGAGAGCCUCACCGAAGAGCUGGCUUACCUGAAGAAGAACCACGAGGAGGAGAUGAAGAAUAUGCAAGGCAGCUCUGGAGGUGACGUGACUGUAGAAAUGAACGCUGCCCCAGGAACUGACUUGACCAAACUAUUGAAUGACAUGCGGGCGCAGUAUGAGGAGCUGGCAGAACAGAACCGCCGGGAGGCCGAGGAGCAGUUCAACAAGCAGAGUGCCUCACUGCAAGCCCAGAUCUCUACUGAUGCAGGGGCCACCAGCUCAGCCAAGAGUGAGAUAACCGAGCUGAGACGCACUUUGCAAGCCCUGGAGAUUGAGCUUCAGUCCCAAAUGGCCAUGAAAAGUUCUUUGGAAGGAACUCUGGCUGACACAGAAGCAGGCUACAUGGCCCAGCUGUCAGAAAUACAAAUGAAGAUAAGCGGCCUGGAGGAGCAGAUCUGCCAGAUCCGGGGCGAGACGGAGUGCCAGAACGCAGAGUACGAGCAGCUGCUGGACAUCAAGACCCGUCUGGAGAUGGAGAUCGAGACCUACCGCCGCCUGCUGGACGGAGAGGGCGGAAACUCAGGGUACAAAAGUACAGGAUCCAGAAACAUGGGAUCGAGGGGUUCAGGAUCUGGAAGCUCCUCUGGUCAAGGAAGAGAUCCAAGCAAGACAAGAGUGACUAAGACCAUUGUGGAGGAGGUAGUGGAUGGCAAGGUUGUCUCAUCUCAAGUCAGCAAUGUUUCUGAAGUGAAAGUUAAAUAA